Molecule: messenger RNA, 708 nt
Organism: Procambarus clarkii (red swamp crayfish)
Lineage: Eukaryota; Metazoa; Arthropoda; Malacostraca; Decapoda; Cambaridae
Source: RefSeq, a predicted model, not a curated record
AUGUGUCACCAGGCGGCGUGGGGCAUGUGUCACCAGGCCUGGGGCAUGUGUCACCAGGCGGCGUGGGGCAUGUGUCACCAGGCCUGGGGCAUGUGUCACCAGGCGGCGUGGGGCAUGUGUCACCAGGCGGCGGGCAUGUGUCACCAGGCGGCGUGGGGCAUGUGUCACCAGGCCUGGGGCAUGUGUCACCAGGCGGCGUGGGGCAUGUGUCACCAGGCGGCGUGGGGCAUGUGUCACCAGGCGGCGUGGGGCAUGUGUCACCAGGCCUGGGGCAUGUGUCACCAGGCCUGGGGCAUGUGUCACCAGGCGGCGUGGGGCAUGUGUCACCAGGCGGCGUGGGGCAUGUGUCACCAGGCCUGGGGCAUGUGUCACCAGGCGGCGUGGGGCAUGUGUCACCAGGCGGCGUGGGGCAUGUGUCACCAGGCGGCGUGGGGCAUGUGUCACCAGGCCUGGGGCAUGUGUCACCAGGCCUGGGGCAUGUGUCACCAGGCGGCGUGGGGCAUGUGUCACCAGGCCUGGGGCAUGUGUCACCAGGCGGCGGGCAUGUGUCACCAGGCGGCGUGGGGCAUGUGUCACCAGGCCUGGGGCAUGUGUCACCAGGCGUGGAGCAUGUGUCACCAGGCGGACAUGUGUCACCAGGCCUGGGGCAUGUGUCACCAGGCAGGCAUGGAAGGCGGCCACCAGUCCCGGUUCAGCUGGCUCAUCUAA